AUGCGAAAGGAUGAUGCACCUACGGUUUUCAAAUUUCUGAAGUCUACUAUCUUCAGUAGAUUUGGAGUGCCUAAGGUGCUAAUCAGUGAUCAGAGAACCAACUUCUGCAACAAGUUACUCAAUAAUUUGUGGGCUAAAAAUGGGGUUUCUUAUAGAGUAUCCACCUCAUACCACCCUCAAACCAAUGGCCUGGCUGAGAUCAUCUAUGAAAAGUCUUGUCACAUUCUGGUAGAGCUGGAGCAUAGAUCAUAUAGGGCGGUUAAGAGCUGCAACGCUGACUUGGAGGAAGCUGGUCUGAACCAACUCCUUCAAAUUCAAGAACUUGAAGAAAUGCGGUUAGACACCUACCAUAGCUUUAACAUCUACAAGGAAAAAUCCAAGCUUGUUCACAAUGCCAACAUCUUGAGGAAGAAGUUCAAGGAGGGUAACAAGGUGUUGAGGUAUCAAGCUCAGUUCAAAUUCAAGAAGGGUAAAUUCAAGACGAGCUGGGAUGGACCAUACACUGUUAUGAAAGUGCACGAUUUUGGGAUGAUAGAGCUAAAGGAGGAGGCCAUGAGCAAAAUGUUCCAGUGCGAUGGUUAUCUCCUCAAGCUUUACAAAGAGCCCAUUCCGCCUUCUUAA
Messenger RNA from Neltuma alba, 621 nucleotides. RefSeq lists its product as uncharacterized. Bases 1 to 621 code for a protein of 206 amino acids. The record is from RefSeq and is a predicted model, not a curated record. Gene Ontology annotation, biological process: DNA integration. Lineage: Eukaryota; Viridiplantae; Streptophyta; Magnoliopsida; Fabales; Fabaceae. Gene Ontology annotation, molecular function: nucleic acid binding. The transcript is spliced from 2 exons.